Molecule: messenger RNA, 3145 nt
Organism: Caenorhabditis elegans
Lineage: Eukaryota; Metazoa; Nematoda; Chromadorea; Rhabditida; Rhabditidae
Gene: fshr-1
Product: G-protein coupled receptors family 1 profile domain-containing protein
Exons: 13
Coding region: 124-2922 (932 amino acids)
Biological process (GO): signal transduction; G protein-coupled receptor signaling pathway
Cellular component (GO): membrane; plasma membrane
Molecular function (GO): G protein-coupled receptor activity; protein-hormone receptor activity
Source: RefSeq, marked reviewed
AGAUUUUUGGAUUCCACCUUUCAAAAUUUCUGUGUCUCUUCCAAUUUGCAUUCUCCAGCAUUUAUAACUCCUUAUCAGUCAAUUGAUCGAAUGUAGUCGCGAGUCAACGUCGCUGCUAAUCAAAUGACAUGCUCAACAUAUCGAUCGAUUCAACUUUUUUCAAAUCUACUCAUUUUUAUUCUAAUUAUACUGUACCUACAAACAAUAGAAUGCCAGAAUGCAUUGAGUCUUGCCCAGACAAAACAUUCAUGUAUGGCUUUAAAAGCCGAGGAUGGAGAAGGAUGUACAUGCAAACAAACAAAACGAUAUGGACAACCUGAGUGUUGUUGUAUGGGAUUGAUUGUGUCUCAAUUGCCAACUAACUUGACUGCUGACGUUGGAUAUUUGUACCUCCACAAUACUUCAAUCUCUGUUAUUACACCGAACUUUUUUGAUAAAUUCCCAUCUAUUCGAGAACUUGAGAUUGAUAAUUCUGCUCAUUUGGAGCACAUCGAUGGAUCUUCUCUCUCCGUUCUCUCAAAACUUCGAAAGCUUUCUGUAGUUAAAUGUCCCAAUCUUCGUGAAAUUUCUGGAAAACUUUUGGUCAACAACACGAGAAUUCAGAAUGUAAUACUAAAAAACAAUGGACUCGCUACAAUGCCUUCGUUGAGAAUGACUGAUGCUCAUCACGUGCUCCUUGAUAGAAUUGAUUUAUCAGGAAACAAAAUUAAAUUUAUUAGUGAUUCAAAAGUUCGAAAUGUGAAGGCAAGAACUGUCGUGCUGAGUGAAAAUAAGCUUAUUGAAAUAUCAGGAUAUGCAUUCACAGAAAGUCAGUUUCUGAAACUAAAGCUAAACAACAAUCCAGACCUCCGAAGUCUAUCUGUUGAUGCAUUCAAAAAUAUGGCAGGUCUUCAAACACUAGAUCUUUCUCAUACUUCUAUCGAUACAUUGCCUAUAAAUGGUCUGAAGAAGUUGAAAACAUUGAUUCUGAAUGAUGUUCCAACACUCAAAAGUCUUCCCAGUGUUUUGAGUUUUACUGAUUUAGAAACUGCUCAUUUCACUUACCCACACCAUUGUUGCCUUUUCAAAUACGUGGAUGAUGUUACAAUGAAUGAUAAUGGAAAGUAUCAAAGAAAUGCAAAAGAAAUUCACAAACGAAUUUGUGACAAAAGAGAACAACAAAAAGUCGCAAGGAGAAGAAAACGGGAAACUAGCGGAAUUGAUUUUUUGGAUAUGUUAUUGAAAGAAUGGACUGAUAAUAGCACAUACACGGGACCAGAUGAUGCUGAUGAUGAUGAGUUGCCACCAUUUGUUGAAAUUGGAGCGGAACCUUGUCAAUCCAUUGGGGAGGAAGUUCAAAAGUACUAUUCUAACAUUACUUGUUAUCCACAACCGGAUGCUUUGAAUCCAUGCGAGAAUAUUGUUGGAUAUCCAUUCCUUCGAAUAGCAGUUUGGGUUGUUUGUCUUGCAGCAAUAGUAGGAAACAUUAUUGUUUGGGCUUUGUUAGGAAUAGUUUACGAGAAACGAAUGAGGAUGCAUUAUCUUUACAUGAUCAAUAUGUCUGUAGCUGAUAUGGUCACUGGAAUUUACCUUGCUGUUCUUGCAAUUGCUGAUGCUAAAAUGUCUGAUGAGUAUUAUAGACAUGCUGUUUGGUGGCAGACAGGAUGGGGAUGUCGAGCUGCUGGAUUUUUGGCGGUUUUUGCAUCUGAACUAGGAAUCAUUUCAAUGUUUUUAAUUGCAUUCGAAAUGUCAUAUAACACAAGACAAUCAUUUCGUGGGCGCCGUUUGAGUCCAAAAGUUGGAGUACUUCUUAUGAUUGGUGGAUGGCUUUUUGCGAUUAUAAUGGCAAUACUUCCUUGGUUUGAUGUUUCUUCAUACUCUGAGAGUAGCGUAUGUCUUCCUUUGAGAGCAGCAACAAUAUUUGAUAAAAGUUAUUUGAUAUUCGGACUCAGUUUCAAUUUUUUGGCAUUUGCGGCAAUGGCUCUUUCGUACGGAUUUAUUGUGAAAAUGUUGAAGGAAAACGAAACUCGCGAAGAAGACCGUGCACUUAUAACUAAAAUGACAGUUCUAGUUGUAACUGAUUUGAUUUGCUGGUUUCCAACCCUGUUCUUUGGAUUUACGGCCACAAUUGGAUUUCCACUGCUUUCUUUGUCAUCUGCCAAGUUUGUUCUUGUAUUCUUCUUUCCAAUCAAUGCCUUUGCCAACCCAUUCCUUUACGUUUUCUUCACUGAAGUCAUCCAACAUCGAGUUCGAAGCAAAACAUUACCAGUUAUCAGAAGGAUCACUACUGGGCCUUUGAAUGCUGCCAGCUCUCUAUCAAACUUCUAUCAUUCUCAACCACCUGGAGCACAUCGAAGAAGCAGAGAUGAACCAACAAGUCCAUCUGGAAUGCAUUUGGCAGUUACCCAGGUACGCCAGACAACAUCACUAAACAGUACACCAAGGGGAUCAGAUGUUUCCCGUGCUUCUGAUGGAAUGCUUUUUGAUUAUGAUCGAAGAGCCAGUGCAUCUCCGAGAGUUUCGUUUGAUAUUCCAAUUUCUCCAACAACUCCAAGAUCUGAUAGAAAGAAUAGGAUAUCUCUUCUCAAGAGAAUAGUUUCCUCAAUACCAGAAGUAUCCGAUCUUUCCGAACAUUCAAGUGAAAGCCAUCAUGAGCAUGUACCUCAUCCUAGAAGAAAAUUGAGAUCAUCAUUGAAUAGAAUCCUUGCACUUGGAAGAAGGCAAGAAGGCUCAGCAGAUUCUGGAAGAGGAUCCAUUGCAUCUUCUGCUGGCUCUCGUGAUCAAAAUGAAAGAGUAUCCUUAACCAGCAACGCUUCUUCAAUAUUGAGUCCACUUUUAUCUCCGACAAAUUCAAACAUUUUAAUACUACCUCCCGAACCAUCAAAAAAUCGUCGAAAGUCCACUCCAGCCAUACCACUUCUCGUAGUUUCUGAUUGUUCUUAGAUUCUUCAAAAAGUUUCUAAAAUUGUAUAAUAAUGUAUCCUAGUUUCAUAUUUUCUUUAAUAAUUUAUUUGUUUCUUUUCAUUCACAUUUCUUGAUUGCGGGUCAAUGAAUACGAGCCUCCACACAAAUGCCUUCGUCUCUCUAAUUUUUUCAAAUCAUUGUUUCGUUUGCCCCCGUGAGAAUUGUUUAUUCUUCAUGAUUAAUAAAAAUAGUUUGAUUCUGA